CUCACCUCAAUUUCAAUCUCCGAAAGAAGAAAGAAAGAAAGACAAGUUCAAGCUUUUGUUGCUGGUGGCUUUAAGCCUUUGACGCCAUCCUGCUUUGAAUUUCCCCUCAUUAGGUUUGAGUUUUUAGAUAUGGAUCGCAGCAGCACCUUCAGUAUCUGUUGCUACGUUUCCCCCAUAUUUGGUUUAGUCCUGUAAAUGCACCACCGCCACCAGAUCGCCGCUUCUUUUAAUGCCCGCCCCGAGAGCUUUCUUGAUUCUUCUUCUCCAUUCAGGCCCCUUCAGUCCUAACAAAUGACUGCCAUAACUGCUGGUUCUGCCAUUAGAGAUACCACUGCUCUUAUUAGAUUACCUCAAGAGAUGAAUGACCUCAGAAUCAGCGACGAUAAGGAAAUGGAAGCAACUGUCAUUAAUGGUAAUGGAACAGAGGCUGGACAUAUAAUUGUGACCACUGUUGGCGGUAAGAAUGGCCAGCCAAAGCAGACAAUCAGCUAUAUGGCUGAGCGUGCUGUUGGCCAAGGAUCCUUCGGAGUAGUUUUCCAGGCAAAAUGCUUAGAGACUGGUGAAACUGUUGCAAUAAAGAAGGUUCUUCAAGAUAAGAGAUACAAGAACCGGGAGUUACAAACUAUGCGUUUACUGGACCACCCUAAUGUCGUUUCCUUGAAGCACUGCUUCUUUUCAACCACCGAAAAGAAAGAGCUUUUCCUCAACUUAGUGCUGGAGUAUGUCCCUGAGACUGUUCAUCGCGUUAUAAAACAUUAUAGCAAGAUGAGCCAGAGGAUGCCGACAAUUUAUGUCAAGUUGUACACUUAUCAGAUUUUCAGAGCACUGGCCUACAUCCAUGGGGUUAUUGGAGUAUGCCAUAGGGAUAUUAAACCUCAAAAUCUUUUGGUUAAUCCACAUACUCACCAAGUCAAAUUAUGUGAUUUUGGAAGUGCAAAAGUGCUGGUAAAAGGUGAGCCCAAUAUUUCCUACAUUUGCUCUAGGUUCUAUCGGGCACCUGAACUAAUAUUUGGUGCGACUGAGUACACUACUGCAAUCGACAUUUGGUCCACUGGAUGUGUUUUGGCUGAAUUAUUGCUUGGACAGCCUCUCUUUCCUGGUGAAAGCGGAGUUGAUCAGCUUGUGGAAAUCAUAAAGGUUUUGGGAACCCCAACUAGGGAGGAAAUCAAAUGUAUGAAUCCCAACUACACAGAGUUUAAAUUUCCUCAAAUCAAGGCACACCCAUGGCACAAGAUAUUCCACAAGCGCAUGCCUCCUGAAGCUGUGGACCUUGUUUCAAGGCUAUUGCAGUAUUCUCCAAGUCUACGGAGCACAGCUUUGGAGGCAUUGAUCCAUCCCUUCUUUGACGAAUUACGGGAUCCCAAUACCCACCUACCAAAUGGGCGUUUUCUGCCUCCACUGUUUAACUUUAGACCUCAUGUCGCCCUGUUGAUUAAACCACUAAAACGAUUCAGUGAGCAUUGUUUGGAAAGAGGGAAGGAUGGCCUGGUCUGGUCUGUCAGUAUUGUCUAAGAAGAUGCGCACCCGCCUGAUGCUUCCUCUUUUUGAUGGACCUGAGGAGUGGCCAUGAAUUACAGCAGGCGCCAGUGGCUGGUAUUCUACAGAGCGAACCAGAUGUCACUCCAAGGGGGUCCGUCUAAUUGGCAGAAGGGGUGAGAAAUGGUGGAAUCUUACCCUGCAAGGCACACAAGGCAUGUAAACUUGCUUUUGCAAUUAAUUUUGAUUAGUGCCAAAGACUUUUUAUCUUUCAAUCCAUUGGUAGGAGAAAACUUGUUAUAAAUUAAUUCACCAAAUUUUAUCCACCCAGAAUGUUCAAAUCUAUAAUUCUCUAGUCUCUAAUGGUUCUGUCAUACAUUCAUGCUUAUCAUAAAAGGCAUGCAUUGGAUGCUCCAAGUUAGUAGGGAGUACCAACUGGAUUAAGGCAAUGAAGAAUU
Messenger RNA from Coffea eugenioides, 1934 nucleotides. RefSeq names its product shaggy-related protein kinase alpha-like. Gene Ontology annotation, cellular component: cytoplasm. The record is from RefSeq and is a predicted model, not a curated record. Gene Ontology annotation, molecular function: protein serine/threonine kinase activity; ATP binding. Bases 292 to 1512 code for a protein of 406 amino acids. NCBI's taxonomy places the organism in Eukaryota, Viridiplantae, Streptophyta, Magnoliopsida, Gentianales, Rubiaceae. The transcript has 13 exons. Gene Ontology annotation, biological process: protein phosphorylation; signal transduction.